AUGCUCUCUGCAUUUACCGCUUGGCCCAUUAUCGAGCUUCGGGCCCGCGAUAAGUCCAAGAUCGAGUCCAUCUUGGCUGAUGGCGACCGAGUUCUUGUUGGUUUAAACACCGGCUCCCUCCGAAUAUACCGAGUCAACGAGCUUCAUCCCGCGAAACCUACAAAUGGUGCCUCACAGCCAUCUACCAUCCCCGGUCGCAGCCCGACCAAGGCGGCCAAUGACCAACCUUCAUCGCAGCCAACCCAGAAACCGACAGACCUCCUGCGCGAGGUGGAAAAGUUCUCCACUAGAGCUAUCGAACAGCUCGCGAUAAUAAAAGAGGCGAGCACACUGGUUUCGCUAUCGAACUAUCACGUGUCCCUCCAUGACCGCCAGACCUACGAGCUUAUCGAAACUCUCGGUCGCACCAGAAAUGCCUCCUGCUUUGCCGUCACGUCCAACAUCCUCAAGGACCCGGAAACUGGGAUCCCCGAGAUUAUAAGCCGCUUGGCCGUUGCCGUGAAGCGCAAGCUCUUGCUAUGGCGCUGGCAUGAAAGCGAACUGAGCUCCGAUGUCACCGAGGUUGUUUUGACAGAGACAAUUCGGUCUCUCACCUGGGCGAAUGCGACCAAGAUCGUAUGCGGUAUGAAUAGCGGUUACGUGCUUGUCAAUGUCCUCACGAGUGAGGUAGAGGAGAUAGGAAGCUCGGGAGGGUUCGGCGGCCCCGGCGGUGCACCAGGAGGCCGUUUUGGUGCCGUGAGUACAGCUGGAAUGGGCUACAUGGGUCUUGGGGGCUAUAUUCCCAAACCGCUGUCCGCCAGGCUAGCGGAAGGAGAGCUUCUCCUCGCAAAGGACAUCAACACGCAAUUCAUAAGUGACGAUGGAAAGCCGCUGGAGAAAAACCAGAUUCCCUGGCAGGUGGCACCAGAGUCUAUUGGAUACUCGUACCCAUAUAUCCUUUCGCUCCAGGCGCCGGCUAAGGGAAUCCUAGAAGUGCGGAAUCCGGAUACUCUCUCCUUAUUACAAUCGAUCUCCCUACCCGGCGCAGCUCAACUGCAUUUCCCCCCACCUACUGUGAGCCUCGCGCAUGCGAAGGGAUUUCAUGUCUCUAGCGAGCGGUGUGUAUGGAAAAUGGGGGCGACUGACUACGACUCUCAAGUAAAGCAGCUGGUCGAGGCUGGGCACUACGACGAGGCGAUUAGCAUUCUGAAUAUGCUCGAGGAUGCGCUGCUGUCCAACAAGACCGAAUCUCUUCGCGAGACAAAAAUGCUCAAAGCCGAGCUUCUGUUCAAGGCUAAGAGGUACCGAGCUUCCCUGGAUUUGUUCAACGAGGACGAAGUCCAUGCCCCUCCAGAGCGAGUACUGCGGUUAUUCCCUCCGUUAAUAGCGGGCGAGCUCUCCGCGUACACUCCCCCGGAGGAAACGGAGGAGGAGUCUGAUACCGGUUUACCCGAAGCGACGAACGGUGCGGAGCCGGCGACGCCGGAAUCCACCCCCCAACCAUCGUCGCCAGCUCGAGCUGGCGGCGGUGGAGGCUUUGUUUCAAUGUUUAUGGGUGGCCGGAAGCUUGCAGCGGAUAACGCGUCCACGAAAUCACUGAAGAAGGACGGCACAGAUAGCGAUGAUGCUUCGAGUAUUCAAGCGAAGCCCCCUGGAGAUCAGCCACUCGAGGGCAAGGAUCUCACUAAUGCGGUGCUCGAGCUCAACAGUUAUCUCGCUGGCACGCGAGCUCGCCUUCAGAGGGUGAUAGAUCCAGCAACGGGCAAGUUGAAGCCUCGGUCAUAUAAGAACAAGACUACGGAGGAGACUUUCAAAGCUUUUCUGUCGUCCGCCCACGAUGAGUCAGAAAAGGAAUUGGAAAAGCAACUCCAGGAUACCUUCACUCUCGUCGACACAACCCUGUUCCGCUCCUACAUGUUCUCGCGACCUACACUGGCGGGGUCACUCUUCCGCAUCCCCAACUUUUGUGAUCCCGAAGUCGUCAACGAGAAGCUCCUCGAACAUAACCGCUUCAACGAGCUCGUCGACUUCUUUUAUGGCAAGAAAUUGCACUCGCAAGCCCUCGAACUGCUCAAGAAAUUCGGCUCCUCAGAGGAACCAGACGAAACGGCACCGUCAUUACACGGUCCACAGCGGACCAUAUCGUAUCUCCAAAACCUAGCACCUCCCGAAAUCGACCUCAUUCUGAAGUAUGCCGAAUGGACCCUUCGCGCCGACCCCGACCACGCCAUGGAGGUCUUUACGGCGGACACCGAGAACGCUGAGACCUUGCCGCGUGACAAAGUGGCUAAGUUUCUCUCUGGCAUAGAGACGUCCCUGGAAAUACGAUAUCUUGAGCACAUUAUCUCGGAGCUUAAUGAUUUGACGCCGGAGUUCCACAAUAGACUUGUUGAGUUGUUGAUCCAGUAUCUCAAGGAUAAGCCGAGAGGUGAUGAAUGGGAUGCUGCUAUGGAGAAGUUGAUUAAAUUUAUGCGCUCGAGUAGGCAGUAUAGCUUGAGCAAGGCGUUUGGCAUGAUUCCGCGGGAUGAUCCAUCCUUUUACCAAGCACAGGCUGUCAUAUUAUUCCUUAUGGGUCAGCACAAGCAAGCGCUGGAAAUUUACGUGUUCAAGAUGAAGGAUUAUGCCAAGGCAGAGGAAUAUUGUAAUCAGGUGCAUAUCAGCCAGGAGUCUACUUCUCCUCCAUCACGUCCCCAGUCCCAACAGGGGGCGGCUCCUCCACAGGACGGCGAGGUCGAGGCGCCGCCGUCCAUUUACCACACUUUACUGGCGCUUUAUCUCACGCCUCAUCCACCCCACACUCAGAAUCUCCCCCCGGCGCUGGAUCUCCUCUCGAAGCAUGGCUCACGACUACCGGCCGAAUCAACCCUAUCAUUGAUUCCCGACAGUCUCCCCGUAAGAAGUCUCGAGUCCUACUUCCGCGGCCGCAUCCGGGCCUCAACCAGCAUGGUCAACGAGUCGCGAGUGAUCGCGGGCCUCCGAGCGACCGAGUACAUCGCCAGUCAGGCGCAGCUGCUCCUCGGCGAUGGCGUACCAGGCGUGCAGGGUGGACAGGGCGGCCGUAGCAGGCGCGUCAUCGUGAUGGAGGAGAAGCUUUGUGGGGACGGGUAUACCGAGGUCUGA
Scedosporium apiospermum is the source of this 3099-nucleotide messenger RNA. RefSeq lists its product as uncharacterized. Gene Ontology annotation, cellular component: cytoplasm; fungal-type vacuole membrane. NCBI's taxonomy places the organism in Eukaryota, Fungi, Ascomycota, Sordariomycetes, Microascales, Microascaceae. The record is from RefSeq and is a predicted model, not a curated record. The transcript has 5 exons. Gene Ontology annotation, biological process: autophagy; endosomal vesicle fusion; intracellular protein transport. Bases 1 to 3099 code for a protein of 1032 amino acids.